CUCUGUAACCUGACGUCACUUCCGAAACCUGAAAAUUAUGUCUUCAGUACCCUCUGCUGUUUGGUUGAUGGUUGUUCCUGCAGCUGCAAGAGUCUUUGGUGAAUCCAUUACCGGUGUGGAGAUCCAGUCGUCACUAUGGGUGAAAGAAAAGGAACAAAUAAAUACUAUCCUCCAGAUUUUGAUCCGGCCAAGCAUGGAUCCCUCAAUGGCUAUCAUAAAACUCACGCUCUGCGGGAGAGGGCCAGGAAACUGUCCCAGGGCAUCCUCAUUAUCAGGUUUGAGAUGCCCUACAACAUCUGGUGUGAUGGCUGCACAAAUCACAUUGGCAUGGGGGUCCGCUACAAUGCUGAGAAGAAGAAAGUGGGGAACUACUACACCACGCCAAUCUACAGGUUUAGGAUGAAGUGCCAUCUGUGUGUCAACUACAUUGAGAUGCAGACAGAUCCGGCGACCUGCGACUAUGUAAUAGUAAGCGGGGCAAGCAGGAAGGAGGAACGCUGGGACAUGGCUGAAAAUGAGCAGAUCCUCACCACAGAGCGGACAGAGAAGGAGAAACUGGAGACGGAUGCCAUGUUCAAGCUUGACCACGGUGGGAAAGACAAGGAGAAGCUUAAGAAGGCUCUGCCUUCUCUGUCGGAGAUCCAAGACUACCAGUCCAGCUGGAAGAAUGACUUUCAGCUCAACAGCACCCUCCGCAGGAAGUUCAGGACAGAGAAGAAAGUUCUGGCUGAGCAAGAGGAGAAGGACAACACAGUGAGGAUGAGGACAAACCUGUCCAUCCCAUUGCUGCCAGAGAAGGAGGAGGACAAGAAACUGGCAGCACUGCUCACCUACCAGGCACCUGACUCCUAUGACGACAAGCAGCACAGCAAGCGGAAAGAGAUCUCCUCUCGAUCGUGGUUCAACUCCACCUCAGCCACACCAGGAAGUGCUGCAGGCAGUCUGCUCCAUAAGCUUGGCCUGCAGGGGAAAGAAGCAGCAGUGGCCAAAGCCCUGGGCUCCUCACACAGCCUCCUGAUCCGCAAACGCGCAGGAGGACUGGGAAUCAAAACCGAACCCUGCGCCACCAUCACUCGCAGAAAGUCACACCCUGAAAUGAACACGCGUGGAGAGAUUUCAAUGGUCACACAGAGAGAGGAAGCCCCAAGUAUAGCACCAACACAAGUAGUACAGGAGGUAACAGAGAUAAAUGACGCUGGCUCCAGGGAGACACAUGUCAAAACCACAGAGGAAGCAGAUGAAGGGCUGACAAAGGCAAAGGACUUUGGGAAGGAGAAGGAACAGUACAGAAGUUUGGGAGCUGUCACAUCCCUGGUGGCAGACUACAGUGACUCAGAUUCAGACCCUGGACAAUGAGGCUGAAUGAUAAUCAUUUUGUGAGAGUGAAACACAAACUGCAGAUGCUUGUCACAGCCGCUGACAUCUGCUCUAACAUGUGUUGCCCUUCACUUGUUGAAAAAACGGUGAUGAUUAACUCACCUGUCUGGUCACAAUGGAAAUAUUCUGUUUUCUAAAACAAAAUGUGUGAAAUAACAUUUUAGUUUUAUGCUUGGUAGCCUGCAGAAUACAUUCUCAUGAAUGUGACAUAUGAUGAUCCGCUGUUUAUAAGGCCUAUGUGCAAACACUGCAGACCCAGCGUAAAAUGUUAUUUGAUGAUAUUUAGUUUUUUAGAUUCACACAUGUGUGUGAUCUGAUAACAAAACUGUCAGGCACCUUGUAAAAUUAAAUGCAAAAUACUAGGUUAAAUACAGUUAAACUGUUGUAUGUGUUGUUUGAGUUUGAGAACAUUGCAAAUUGAUGCAACUAUUUACAUCACCCUGCAGUGAACAUCAGGUUAUUGACUCAGACCCAGAAUCAGAGAGCACAGCUGCUAACCUACUUUCAAUAAUCAUACACUGAGAAAAUCAUUGCUGAAUAGGUAGAGAGACCAGGUUGUUCACUAACAGUAUCUCCAGUAAACCAGAAACAAGGCCACCAAAAAACAUUUUGAGUAAUGAUUACAGUUGUCACAGUUUCGGGAGUAGUCAAGUAAAGUUACAUUUGGUACAUUUUACACAGUGCAGUAUAUUUCUUUGUGAAUGUCCAGAAACCUUCACUGCAUGUUACAGACAGUGCUGUGAGCUGGGUGAUAUUUUUUGUGUAUUAAAGGCCCUUUGUUGAAGUUGGGAAGUGCAAUGCUCAAAUUACAUGUCACCAGUCUUUAUGUAUUAAUAAGAAUGAUGAAUGAUUAAGUUGUCCCACUUAAAUAAAUUCAACACAGCUAAUAGGAAAGUGCUGCAAAUGUAAAUCAAGCACAGUCUGCACAUGCCCACACAGUCCUGAGUGGAGGUCUAAUCAUGCAAAAACACCUGUGUGGAUGUGAUAUGGGUGUUUAGGGGCUUUAACAGCACCGAUCUUUAAAAACCUUCAGCAUGCACACUUUAAAUGGACGUUAAGUGACAGCACCUCAAAUCUAUAUUGAAAUCUCAAAUCUCAGUAGCUGGGGAAUUUCUAUACCUGCUGAAAUGGCCUGUAACGCACUGUGGGAUUUUGUAAUGAAGAUAAGGAAUUGUUAGCUCACAGCUAAUGUAGCAGUGGUAUUGCUUUCUAGUGGGCGCUGUUCAAAAUUCAAGCAUGAAUAAAAUAAUGCAAUACA
Molecule: messenger RNA, 2635 nt
Organism: Siniperca chuatsi (mandarin fish)
Lineage: Eukaryota; Metazoa; Chordata; Actinopteri; Centrarchiformes; Sinipercidae
Gene: yju2b
Product: YJU2 splicing factor homolog B
Exons: 10
Coding region: 136-1356 (406 amino acids)
Biological process (GO): mRNA splicing, via spliceosome
Cellular component (GO): U2-type spliceosomal complex; post-mRNA release spliceosomal complex
Source: RefSeq, a predicted model, not a curated record